GCUGCUGCUCUGCAAAAUUCAGCUGCUGCCUCUGUCUUGAGGACCUCUGCCUCUUUACCCGGGGCCAUGCUGCCUGCAGCCACAGCCUCCCUCCUGGGGCCCCUCCUCACUGCCUGGGCCCUGCUGCCUUUUGCCCAGGGCCAGACCCCCAACUACACCAGACCCGUGUUCCUGUGCGGAGGGGAUGUGAAGGGGGAAUCAGGUUACGUGGCAAGUGAGGGGUUCCCCAACCUCUACCCCCCUAAUAAGGAGUGCAUCUGGACCAUAACGGUCCCCGAGGGUCAGACUGUGUCCCUCUCAUUCCGAGUCUUCGACCUGGAGCUGCACCCCGCCUGCCGCUACGAUGCUCUGGAGGUCUUCGCUGGGUCUGGGACUUCUGGCCAGCGGCUUGGACGCUUUUGCGGGACCUUCCGGCCUGCGCCCCUAGUUGCCCCCGGCAACCAGGUGACCCUGAGGAUGACGGCGGAUGAGGGCACAGGAGGACGAGGCUUCCUGCUCUGGUACAGCGGGCGGGCCACCUCGGGCACUGAGCACCAAUUUUGCGGGGGGCGGCUGGAGAAGGCCCAGGGAACCCUGACCACGCCCAACUGGCCCGAGUCCGAUUACCCCCCGGGCAUCAGCUGUUCCUGGCACAUCAUCGCACCUCCGGAUCAGGUCAUCGCGCUGACCUUCGAGAAAUUUGACCUGGAGCCGGACACCUACUGCCGCUACGACUCGGUCAGCGUGUUCAACGGAGCCGUGAGCGACGACUCCCGGAGGCUGGGAAAGUUCUGCGGCGACGCAGUCCCGGGCUCCAUCUCCUCUGAAGGGAAUGAACUCCUCGUCCAGUUCGUCUCAGAUCUCAGCGUCACCGCUGAUGGCUUCUCGGCCUCCUACAAGACCCUGCGGCGGGGCACUGCCAAAGAAGGGCAAGGGCCCAGCCCCAAACCGGGAACUGAGCCCAAAGUCAAGCCGCCCCCCAAGUCCCAACCUCGGGAGAAAACAGAGGAAACUCCCUCAGCCCCCAAUGCACCCGCUGUCACCUGCCCAAAGCAGUGCCGCCGGACAGGCACCUUGCAGAGCAACUUCUGUGCCAGCAGCCUGGUGGUGACUGCAACGGUGAAGUCCAUGGUUCGGGAGCCAGGGGAGGGCCUCGCUGUCACUGUCAGUCUUAUUGGUGCUUAUAAAACUGGAGGACUGGACCUGCCUUCUCCACCCACUGGCACCUCCCUAAAGUUUUACGUGCCUUGCAAGCAGUGCCCCCCCUUGAAGAAAGGAGUCAGUUAUCUGCUGAUGGGCCAGGUGGAAGAGAACAGAGGCCCCAUCCUUCCUCCAGAGAGCUUUGUGGUUCUCCAUCGGCCCAACCAGGACCAGAUCCUCACCAACCUAAGCAAGAGGAAGUGCCCCUCCCAACCUGUGCGGGCUGCUGAGUCCCAGGACUGAGACCCAGGCCAGCCCCGGCCCCUAGCCCUCAGGCCUUCUUUCUUAUCCAAAUAAAUGUUUCUUAACUGAGGAA
Messenger RNA from Piliocolobus tephrosceles (Ugandan red Colobus), 1495 nucleotides. RefSeq names its product procollagen C-endopeptidase enhancer (gene PCOLCE). Gene Ontology annotation, biological process: proteolysis. The transcript has 9 exons. Gene Ontology annotation, molecular function: peptidase activator activity; protein binding; collagen binding. The coding region runs from base 67 to 1422 and encodes 451 amino acids. Lineage: Eukaryota; Metazoa; Chordata; Mammalia; Primates; Cercopithecidae. The record is from RefSeq and is a predicted model, not a curated record.